Podarcis lilfordi (Lilford's wall lizard) is the source of this 38469-nucleotide messenger RNA. The record is from the annotation of a GenBank genome assembly. NCBI's taxonomy places the organism in Eukaryota, Metazoa, Chordata, Lepidosauria, Squamata, Lacertidae.
AAGAAUUGCUUCUCUGUGCAUUCCCUGAGAACUGCUGAUCUGAGGGUAGGGAGGGAAAGGAGCAGAAAGAUAAUCUUUAAGCAGUUGAGAAAUGUUACAGGAAAGAAUGCAAAAAGCAGAGAGGGAGAGAAAAUACUUUUUUCUUUUUUUUUAAGCUGUGGAUUUUCUUCCCUAUUUUAAUUUGUGCUAAACUGGAUGCUAACUCUUUAGUUGAGGUGCUCCUGAAAGUGGGCAUACCUGCAAGAAGAAGAAAGCGAGGCUCAAAAAAAGUUUGGGUUUCUGCCUACCUGAUUCAUACUCCAAGCAAACAAACGUGAUGGGAGGCGAAAAGAAAAUGGACUCCACAGAGGCCGCCUGGUGAUUUUCCUGGUGGUGGUCAGAAGGAAGAACAUUAUGUUCCUCAGACACUUAUGGUGUGAUGGUCAUGAGGAGGCACUAGUCAGUCCUACAUAAAGGCAGAGACUCUCCAAUGCAUUUCACAACAUCCCCUUAAAGGAGAAAAGAAGCAAGAGCCACCAAUAACUCUUCCAUAGAAGGAGGGAACCAUUUCCCCAGGGCUGGAGGAAGACCCUGAGGAUUCCCAUUGGGUCAUCAAGGAGAUACACCAGGAACAGAAGGAUGACAGUAGUCAAGGAGCUGCUCCGCGCCAGAAACCUAUUGCUGGUUAUCCUGAUUCCACUCUUGUUGCUUCCUUUGCCUCUCUUAUAUCCCAGCAGUGUAAGUACUUUGCUUCCCCGUCCUCUCAUUUUCACCAUAACUGGAUUGGGAGCCAGCCUGGUAUAGUGGUUAGAGUGCUGGACCAGAACCAUGGCUGAGAGGGGAUGGGAUGAACCCAGUCACUCAAGCUCAGCCUAACCUACCUUCACAGGGUUGUGUUGAGUAUAAAAUAGGGAAGAGGAGAACUAUUUACGCCACCUUGAGCUCCUCUUAGGAAAGGUGGGUUAUAACUGUGAUAAAUAAAUGUGCUCAAGGAGAAGAGUUAGCAGGUCAACUAGGCAAAGCAUUCUUGGCAAGCGGUCAGGAAGGUGCAUGCGGGGGAGCAGGGAGAGUUGCGGUUCAAUCCUCUACUCAGAAGUAAGCCCUACUGAAGAAGUGGGGUUCGAAUGCAACAUUAAGGUGGCAGCCCCUUUGCCUCCGUUGCAUGGGAUCUCCAUAGGACGCUACUCAGCCUUGAUUAUUUAUUUCAUUGAGGAAUCACUUCUCGAAGCAACUUCGCAAUGCAACAAAAACAUCUCUAAGACAAUUGUGUGUGCAAAAGGAGUUAAAACAGUUGCAUAUAUAAAUCAAUUAAAAACAGUUUUAAAUAUAUAAAUUAAAUUCUUAUAGCAAAUUGUUCUGGAUUCCAGCUUUACUCCAAUGAAAAUUAUGCUGUUUCCAGGGUGGACUCAUAGAAAUGUAAAGUUAGAAGGGGCUCAAAGAACUCUUGACAGAUGACCAUCCAAGCUUUGUUUAAAAUCCUCCAAUGAAGGAGGCAGUCCAUUCCACUGUCAAACAGCUCUUACAGUCAGAAAAUUCUUCCUAAUGUUUAGUCAGAAUCUUCUUUCUUGUAAUUUGGAUCCAUUGGUUCAGGUCCUCUGGAGCAGCAGAAAACAAACCUGCUCCAUCAUACAUGCGACAGCCCUUCAGAUAUUUGAAGAUGUUAUAGAGCUUUGAGGAUGGAAUGCUCAGGAGGUCUUCGGUCACUGAAGCUAAGUGAUGCUUGCACUAUUUUCUAGGUCAGCCUUUCUCAGCCUUGGAUCCCCAGGUGUUGUUGGACUACAACUCCCACCAUCCCUAGCUAGCAGUGAUGAUGGGAGUUGUAGUCCAACAACAUUUGGGGACCCAAGGUUAAGAAAGGCUGUUCGAGGUUGAGGCCAUGUGGUGUUAAUGUGUCCCACGUUGUUGGAUCUGUUGCAUUAUCCGUAGCUUCUCAGAAGUGUUCAGCAAACUUGCUUGACGUGCUGUUCGAUGCUUUCAUUGUCUGCCAGCCUAUCUAUUUAUCUAUCAUCUGCAAGCUAAAACAAAUAUAUAAAAACCAUUUCAGAUCCAAUACUGAUACUCACUUAUAAUGAGAAAAAAUGUGCUCUGCACAUGCCCAGAAACAUGCUGUGAUUACAUGCAGGGCUGAGCGGCCAUGUGCCUUUUUCCAAUUAAGUCCUGUUUACAGUCUUGGAUUCUAGAUUUAAAUAUGCAGCUGUGAGUGCAAAAAUACAUGAGAAGAGGGAAACAGUUCUCCUUGGUCUCCUGUGAUAAUCUUAAUCAAAGAAUGAAGCUGAGUUGCAUUAUCAUUUGAAGUGAAGGAAAAGGCAGAUGAAAUUUCCUCAUUAAUUUUGGAGACGAGUUUCCUUUCGCAAAUGAAUUUGCACUGCCGCAAAUGCUCUCUAGGAAGGCAGCGUCGCUAACUUGACGGUGUUUGUUUUAAUGAAGUCGAGUUGCACCUUUUGAUUAAUUUGUUUGCAACUUGUUUAAUUAAUGGUGUCCCCUUGUUUAUCAGGGUUGGAGUGAACAAAUGAACAAAUUGGCAAAUUAGGCAAAGUCGAAGUCAGCUAAAACAAAUUUCAACCUCAUUAAACAAGUAAACGAAGAGCGAGGCAAAGGAAGAUAAAUGAGGUUUUUUUCCUUUCCUUUUGCCUCUCUUGAGCUGACAAGAGUUAAGCAAUUAAAAGCUUACAGACCUGGUGCGAUGAUGAAGAUGGAAUGACGGUAUGAUGAAUUUAAAAAAUCAAAUUAGCCAGCAGGUAGUUACUUAAUAUAGAACUAAAUAAGGGAUGGACAGGUUUGCUUCCAGUCCAUUUUACUUUUGUAUGCUUUUGCCCACAAUUCUGUUCCACUCCUGCAUUAAUCUGCAUUUCAUAUUCAUAUUUAAAUGUGUAUUUUCCUCUAAAACUAUCUUUUGAAAUUGGGAGUGGCAAACCCUUUUCAGCUCAAGGGCCACAUUCCCUCCUGGGCAACAUUCUGAGGGACACAUGUGAGUGGUAGGCGGGGCCAGAGGAAAAAGUGGGUGGGGUAAGCAAGGAAAAUUUUACCUUGGCUAGUUUCACCCAGCCCUCUGUCUCCUCCAUCUGAACAAGCAGUGGGCAUUACUAGUGCUUAAGGGCACAUUCCAGCCUGGCAAAAGCAUUCAGGGUGCAAAGCAGAGCUAAUAAGUGGGAUGACCCAGAGAGAGGGGGUUGGUGGCCUUGGGGAGAGUUAUGAGGGCCUGAGGCAGAGGUCUACAGGGCCACCCUGACUUAAAUGCAUAUUUUGCUAUAUUUAAACCUCUGAGAACUGCAUCACAAAAUUUGGAGAAAUGCAAAUUCAAGUGGAUUGCUAUGGGCUGAUCUGCACCUUUAGUCGGUAGAGGCACAGAACAGGAAAUUCCAUAUAUUUAUUUCAUGGAAACAUUUAUACGCUUCCCUUCUAAUGCCCCCAAAUCACUCACAAUGCCCCACAUACAGCUUAAAAUCACAAUUUUAGAUCAGUUGGAAAACGGCUGUUUGAAACACUCAAAGAAUAGUUAAAAUCAGCCACAAGCUGAAAACCAGCUUAAAGGGCAUGCCAACAUUCCACAUGCCUGGAUAGAUUUGCCGAAACAAAAUUGCUUUUAGCGGGUGCUGAAAAGAUUACAGGGAAGGUGCCUGCCUCAGUUUCCAAAGUGCAGGCGCAGCCACACCAAAAGAGAGAUUUCUUCCAACUGCUGAAUGAGUAUUAUGUGAAACCUGUAACAGUGCCAAAGGGGUUUGAGUGGGCAUGCAUGAAGUAAAGCAAUCUUGCAGGUAAACUGUGACAGGCUUCAUAUACUAGCAGUAACACCCUUGAACUUGGCCCAGCAGCAGAUUGACAAGGAGUGCAGGUUUCUGGGCUGAGGUGCUCAAUGCUCAACCUCCCCUUGUUCUUUGGCUGUAGCAGUUGGUUGUCAGGGCUAUAGUGCCCCUGCAGAUGGAAGUUCUCUUUGGCUAUCAAUGCAGAAAAGUGGUAAUAAACCUCUUCUCUGUGGUUUUGUGAAUUCAUGGAAUCGUCUGAAGCUGUGCCGAUGAGAGUGGAAGGGCACCAGGUUGGAAAAGGUGGCCUUAGGAUUGGGAACCGUAACUCAAGUCAGAAAUAUCAUGCUAUUAAAUGUGCUUGAUCGGAUUCAAUUCAACUUUCUCACUCCCUGCUCGCUUUGAUUCUUUUGUAAAAGCCUAAAAAUUCAAUUAAACCAUUCCUGGUUUUCCUCCAGUUUUCACCAUGCAUGUCUCUCUUGCGCAGAACAAAACACAAGAUGGAUGUUUGCAUGCUUUGCUCUCUCAGAGCUUCCUACAAGGUCCACUCAUAUCUCCAUCCAGACAUGCGAGAGAUAUUCUAAUAUUUCAAGGACACAUUCCAGCCAAACAAACACACUUGAGAAAGUUGCAGGGCAGGGACAGUGUGUUCCUAUCUUGUAUUUUUAUGUUGUGAACUGUCCCAUGCUCUUUGGAUAAAGGAUGGUACAAUAUAAAUAAUAUAAUAUAUAGUAAACCCACAACUUAUGUGCCUUUAACUCGUGUGCAUUCAGCUUUACAUGCUUGGCAAAAAAAAGAUUAAAGGGGAGGAGGCUGGCAUCUGGGAAAAAUGACUUUGGCAAUCCCACCCAUUAUUGAAGCCACUAUGUUUUGACGAUAUGCCAUUUUGGCUUUAGUCACAAUCCCCAGAAUGUAAUUCCCAGAUAAAUUGCAGGGCUUACUGUUAUAUUAUGUGUUAUAUUAGGGGUUAUGUAGAUUUGCAAAAAUGUGUAUAUUAGGGGAAAUUGCUUACCGUAUUAUUAUUUAUUAAAUUUCAUCCAAAGACCACAGGGCAGUUGACAACAUAAAAACACAAAAAUACACAACACAGUAACAAACAUAAACAAUAAACAAAAUGCAGAAUGAUGCAGAAAUGUUGAGAGCUGAACUUGGGAGAAAUGAGAAACUGAAAUGAACAGAUGGCCGUCUGCCAUGGGUUCGUUAGUUGAGAGUCCUACAUUGUAGGGGGUUGGAUUAGGUUCCCUUCCAACUCUACAGUUCUAUGAAAUCGGCAGAUUCACUCAUGCCGAAUGAUAAGGCAUUGAACCAGCACCCAAGUAUCCCAUGUGUCCACUGGUUUCCAAGACACCAUCUUUAGUAGCGAAACACAGCUGCAGUGCUCGCCUCCCUCUGGAGGAUCAUAAGCUGCAGUUUAGAAUGACUAAUCAAACUGAUCCUUUUGUGUUCUGCACGAAGAAUCGAAGCACAGACAAUAAUUUAACAUUGCGUAACUCAAUCAGAAAGAAAACCCUGCGGUGUUUCUCUGUGGAUCAAGUGGAAUGGAAAGAAAUUAGCGCAGAGUGCCUACUCACAACAAGCUGGCUUCUAAGCACUUCUUCAUUAAAUAGCCCAGUUAUCCGAUAGCCUAGUUACUUGAUCAUUAAAUUGCCCCAUGGAGGCCGAUUAUGGUUUAGCUGAGAUUAAUAAAACGGCUGUUUCUUCCUGACGGCUUGCCAGUCAGCCCUUGGCUGUUAGUCAUCAUGUCUGCAUGGCAUCUUGAGGUCCAAAUGUAGUGUGGCAGUGGGCAGCUGCUGCUGUGAAGAGACAAUGGGAGAGGUUUAUUGUCCUCAUGCCCUGACUGUGAGCUUCCUGGAGGAACCUGAUUGGAUGCUGUGGGAAUGAGAUGGUCAAUGGUUUGGUCUGAUGUAGGAAUGUAGGAAGCUGCCUUAUACACAGUCAAACCACUGGCACAUCUAGUAUUGUCUAUGUUGAUGGACCGCAGCUUCCCCAGGUUUCAGGCAGGAGUCUUUCCCAAUUGUCCUUCCCAAAUCUGGAGGUGCCAGAACCAGGGACCUUCUGCAUGCAAGACCACUCUACCACUGAGCUUCAGUCCUUCCCUGUAGGAGGGUUUAUUAUUAUUAUUAUUAUUAUUAUUAUUAUUAUUAUUAUUACCUUUAACCAUAGCAGUUCUAAAGCUGCUCAAAAAACAGCCACAAUGUGUUGAUUAAAACCUGAGAAAAUGUAGCUCUUUAAACCACCUGCCUAUAUUAUACGAAGCAGGUGCCAGGCAAAUGUCAAUUUACAUGAUCUUAAAACACUGGCAGUCCAUAUAGGUUCUCCACAGACAGGUUUGUGAGUCUGGUGGGAGAGCUUUGCUUUCUUCUUCCCUUACCUAUGAAAACAAGGAAGGAAGACCAGGUUUCUUCCAUUCACGAUUCUUCUAAGCCCAGUUAGUCAUUCUGAACUCACCAGAUCCCAAAUAUUAUUGAAUCACAUCUCAAUAAGUAGCUCCACCUGGGAUUUCCAGUGAUACUAUCACUAGACGUCUGGCGGCCAAUAGAAAAAGUAUUGAAUCUUUAUGCUGGGGUUGCCAUAUUAAUUUCAACUAGGACACUCCAAAAUUGUUGAGCUUUUUUUUACAAAAACACCCCAAAAAGCAAGAUUUUUCAAUUGACUUGCCUAACAUCCAGGACAAAGCACCACCUUUCAGAAAUCCCCACCCCCCUGGAAGUCAAUUUCGCCUAUGAAAUCCUGGACCUAUGGCAGCCCUACUUUAUGCUGGAUAGUAGGAUAGUAGGGGUCUUCUUAUGUUCAGCCACUUUGAUACUUGCUUUAGUUUAUUGUUUCAUUUUUGACAUUCAUAAGCAGCUUUGCUAGUAGAAUAUCCAUUCUUUACAUACGAAAGAUGCAUACAUUAAGCCUCAUUUAAAUCUCUUCUAAAAAUCCAUGUCUGAUAAGUCUUUCCUGAAUUACCAUUGGCUGAAUGAAUCUUUCCCCUCCCCUGAGUAUCUGUUGCCACUUAAUGCGCCCCAUGAUCCAUUCUCUGUCACAUCCAACCUUAUCCAACCUCUUGGGGAGGUGGGAGGAUGCUUCCACAGCAGCAUGGCAGGAGAAUGGAAAAGAUAAUAGGAUUGCUGAGGAAAUAAUUCACUUUGAUUAAAAGAUAGACUUCUCUGUCAGAAUGAAAGAUCCUUCACCUUUGCACCCCUCUGCUCUCAAGUUCUAGGCAUUUCCCCACUCAGUUUAGUUUCAUUUCCCAGAAAAGAAGGAGGUGAGGGGAUGAGAUGAGGCAACAUUCAAGACUUCAAGCGUCACCUGUCCCUACAUGAACCAACCUAAACGUUACAAUCAUCAUAUGAAGCCUUUCUUUGUAUGCCCUGCCUACAAGGUCAGGAGGGUGGCAACAUGACAUAAGGCCUUCUCAGUGGUAGCUUCCUGCUUGUGGAAUGCUCUCCCUGGGGAAGACUCGCCUGGCACCAUCAUUACAUAGCUUGAGGUCAUACAUGAAAAUGUUCUUUAUUGCCAGGCCUUUGGCUCUUAAUUAUCUGUGGCCUGGUAGGGGUGGGAUGUUUUAAUCCUGUCUUUAAACAAAAGGAUUGUCUUUUAUAUUUUUUUUCUUUUAUGUCAGUUUCAAUGUGCAUAUUUGUUUAUAUAUUGUAAGUCAAUUUUGGCGAAAAAGCAACUGAUGAAUUUAAUUUGUCGGGGAAUCGCUGAUCCUCCAAAACGGUCCUAGCUAACAGUACCACCUAACUGAGGAAAGUGAGAGUUUGCCCAGAAGCACCCAGAUUUGCCUCAUUAUUUGAGGGACACAGAGAAUUGAUGCACAGCCACCUCCUAGAAUCUGCACUAUAACUGCAGAGAAUUCAUUCAGCUCCUCUGCAGUCUCCCUGCCCUAUUUUAGCACACCCUUCACUCCCUUGUCAUCUAGCGGUCCAGAUGCUUCCCUGCUUCUGAUUCAUUGUUGGUCUUCAUGCUUUGAUUUAGUGCGGUUUGCACAGUGCAAAGUGUGCUUGUGAAUAUUUUUGAAUAAAGCUGUUUACAUUCAAAAUAUCUUUCCGCUUGCCUUAAGGUCAGCUUGCGCUCCUUCGGCCAGAUUUUUGUGUUCCUCUUUUGUUUUCCUUUUUCACUCUUCAAACAGCAAACCUCCAUCCCAUCGCUCAACUCCAUAUGACAAAUUGCUCUGGAAGCCCUCUCCAAUUUCAAUUCUUUGCAGUAGAGUCAGAGGGUGCUGUUUGGAAAACAAGCAGAAUAUUCUGCGGCGUCCACAGCUCUAAACCAUGUGCUUUCCUGAAUCGCAGCCAGUGUAAAUAUCCUGCCACAUAACCAAGUCAUCAAUGCUAGCAGUGAGUUCAAAAGAUCAGAGGAAGAAAUGUCUGCAGCAAAUAAUUUAUAUUCCCUGCUGUGUGUUUUGGGGAUAAUCUUCAUCAGAUGUACAUUGACGCCGUAUCAUCACCAUCAGUUGUGGGCAUGUAGGGGGAGUUCCCACUGAAUUUCACUUAAACCAGAAAUGGGAAACAUGGGCGGCUUUAAAAGAGGAUUAGACAAAUUCAUGGAGGAUAAAGGAUAAUGGUGGCUACUAGUCAUGGUGACUAUGCCCUGUCUCCAUGCUUGAGGGCAGAAAUGCCUCUGAAUACCAGUUGCUGGAAAUCGCAGGAGGGCAAAGGGCAACAGUUUGGCCACUGUGAGAACAGAAUGCUGGACUAGAUGGGCCAGCACACUCUUCUCAGAUACUGCUGAGCUACAGCUCCCAUCAUUUCCGACUAUUGACCACACUGGCAGGGCACUGCUUGCCCAUCCCUGACUUGAAGGUUCCUGUUCAGAUGAAAAAUCUGAGGGAAACAAAGACACUUAAACAGCAAAAUGUCUUGAGGGCAGUAGGAAAGAAUCCUGUAGAUCCUUGAUGGUCACUAAGGACUCAGCUAUACAGCUGCAAAUCAAACGUUUUAAGUGUAUUGUAAAGUGCAAUAUACAAAUGUGACACUAGGUGGCGAUGGUUAGCUAUGGCAAAUACAAUAUAUAAUUCAAAACUUAUUUUAUAUAUAUAUAUAUAUAAAAAGCAUUUUCACAGCGUUUUUUAAUACGUGUGUAGAUUCCACCUAAGUUUUGCCCUGAAGCCCAACUGUGAGGCAGAUUUGGGAUUUGGAAUUUCCUGCUUGGUUGUAAAACUUCUGAGGAUUAUUGAGACAAAGUGGGGGGAAGGAUUUCAGUGACACUAGUGACAUAUCUUAGGGAUGCUCUGCACAUCCUUAGCCUGCUUAGCAUUCCAUAAGGAUCGAGUCAGGUGCCCUGGAGAGAAAUGGCAAUUGUUUAAAUCAGCCUUCCCCAAACUGGUGCCCUCCAAAUGUUUUUGGAUUCCAAGUUAUGGAAUGAUCUCCUUAGCCUUACUUUGAGUGCAAUCCUAUUCAUUUGUUCAAUUUCCAUCCUCCCUAUGUUUUUAUAUAUGCUGUAAGCUCCCCAGAGUGACUGGGGAAACCCAGCCAAAUGGGCAGAGUAUAAAUGUUGUUGUUGUUGUUGUUGUUGUUGUUGUUGUUGUUGUUGUUGUUUCCAUCAAGCGGUGCUCAAGGUGGCCAACAGCUGCAAAAUAUAAAGCAAAAACACUAGAAAAUUACCAAAAACUGGCAGAGGAAAGCAUACUUAAAACCAACAAAAACAUCCAAUACACAGAAUAAACAGCAAUUUAUUUACGAUGUCCACAAAUGAUCAGCUUCAAGCUGGUGGGAAGCUGCCAGUCAGAGCAAACAAUAGUGGACUAGAUGGACAAAUAACCUGAAUCAGUAGAAGGCAUUCCUGCCAGUUUAUUAAACAUCCAUUGCGUUUGGCCCAUUGACUGCAUUCUCUUACACUGGGUGAAAUGGGGCAACCAAUGAUUUUCACACGCUUUUAUUUCAUGCAUGCAUAUCAGAGCUUUGGGUCACAGCAGCUGCCAAUUCUGAUUGCUUCUGCUUCUACAGGCGCUUGAGAAAUGGCCUCCUUUUCUUUAAUACAGUCAGAUCCCCUAAUGAAGGAAUAAUAAUGGACCCUGUGCUGGAGAGCUUAACCGUUUGAAUCAGAGUUACAUAAUGGCUAAGUACCAAAACAAAGUUAAGGAUGGAAGAUUAUAGUACCUUUCCAAGAGUGGCUGUGUGCAUGUCUAAAGCUGCAGCCACUAGAGCAGCCUGGCCUGGUUUUUCAUCUACACAAGCGAUGAAGCCAGUUUCUUCUGUCUGGACCAGGAUAAAGGUGGUGGUGAUGUUGGGAGAGAUGGGCUCCCCUUAGCAAGUGGAUUGCACACCAGAAUCUCUCCUUUCUACACUUGCAUCAGUGUAGACUGAAGGAGCAUCUCUCCCUAUAUAAUCCUGCCAGGGCUUUCAAGUUGGUUUGGGACGUUCUUUCAACAAUGCUGGCAUAGAAGGAACUGUAACUCAUUGGAGGGUCUUCUCAGCAAUAGCAGCCAGUUAUCAAAUACUCUCCCCACUGCACUUAGGUUGUAUAUUCUUUUUGGCAACCAAAUGAAGACUGUUUUCUUUCACCUGGUCUUCUGAGUGGGCAGUUCCAAGCCCAAGAGAUACUUGAGUUACAUACUGAAUAGAUGGAGAUGUUCAAGUUUAUUGGGUUUGACACUGCUGUAACCCACCCUGAAGUCCGAGUGAUGAGGGGCAGGAUUUAAAUCACCUAAUCAGUGAUGGCCAAACUUGCCCUCCAGCUGUUUUGGGACUAGAACUCCUAUCAUCCCUAGCUAACAGGACCAGUGGUCAGGGAUGAUGGGAAUUGUAGUCCCAAAACAGCUAGAGGGCCACGUUUUGCCAUCACUGACCUAAAUAAAUAAACAAUAAACCCCCUGAGCAAUUUGCCUGCAACAGAUCUUCAGUCCUUCUUCCAUCCACAGCACCAUCAGCCCUGAAUAAUUUGCCUGGUAAGUAACUCCCCUAAACAUGCCGAGUAAGUAGAUAGGAAUGCCUUGUAGCAAUAAAUUAGAGGAUGCUCUCAGUUGGUUGUGCAAUGUCUAUUUAUUGUCCUUGCAUUUGGACCUGCAGUUUCUGUUUCUUUUAAACACUGUAUAAUUUGAAUUGGUGGAUUAUUCUACGAUUGUUGUGUAAACCAACUUGCAACCAUCUACAGUGGUGCCUUGGUAGUCAAACAGCUUGGCUCCUGAACAAAUUGGCUCCCGAACGCCACAAACCUGGAUGUGGGUGUUCCAGUUUGCGAACGUUUUUCGGAAGCCAAAUGUCCGACGCAGCUUCCACAGCUUCUGAUUGAGUGCAGGAAGCUCCUGCAGCCAAACAGAAACUGCACCUUGGUUUUCAAACCAUUUCAGGAGUCGAACGGACUCCCGAAAUGGAUUAAAUUUGAGAACCAAGGUACCACUGAUAGCAAAAAGCAUUCUAUAAAUAUUGGAAAUCAACCAAUCAAUAAACCGUGUUUAGGUUCCACUGAUAGCCUUUUCCUCCAUGAAGUUGCCUAAGCCAUCACUGUACCUUGUGAGAGAGAAUGCCAUUGCUUCACUACAGCUCAGUUGACUUUCUCCUCCCUUUCUUUCUUUCAGGAAGCCUCGUGUGGCUAUGUGCUGAUCGUGACGGCAGUGUACUGGGUUUCGGAGGCAGUGCCACUUGGGGCAGCAGCCCUUGUUCCUGCUUUCCUCUAUCCACUGUUUGGAGUCAUGAAAUCCAGCGAGGUCAGACUUUACGUGUACUUUUCUUAUCCAUGCUACUGGGGCCUGAGUCACCUGUGCAUGCCGGCCCUUCAAACAAUUGCAGGGCAGACACAAGAAAGAUGGAGAAUCUGUGCUCUCUGUUGAGCAGGGAUAGAACCAGUGGGCAGAAAUGGCAAGGAAUCAGAUUUUGGCUCAACAUUAGGAGCAACCCCCUAAUGGUCUGAGUUAUCUGGCAGGGCAACAGAUUGCCUCAGGAGGAAGAGAGAGAGCUGUCUGCUGCAGGUAUUUAAACAUUGGCCAGGGGGUAGGAAUACUGAGGCUGUAGUCUGCAUUGCAGAUCUUGCACUGAGCACGGGAGCUGGGUUAAUUGAUCUCCUUAAUGCUGUGAUUCUAUUACGUCGGAUCAUUCCAUGACUUUGUAUUUGAAGGUUGGGGCCAACUGUAUUACUUUCUCCCUAGUACUGGAGAGCAGCAGGCAUGCACAUUUCUCUUUCCAACACAUAACACCUGCUUUUACGACUAAGGGAUGUGCACUGCAAAAUUCAUGCUCCUUGACUAAUCUGUAUUUUUGGACAGAGCAAAGAACACUUCAUUCAUUAUUUACAUUGUUUUUAUGCUUCCCAUUAACAACAAGUUCUCAGAGUAGAGUUUCUUUUAAAAAAUAUGUGCAAAUGCAACAUGAAAAUAGAGCACCUUAGUUAAAAAGGUUCCUCACAGACACUUUCAUGUUCUUUUCUCACUCUUCUUGGCUUGUGUCUGCAUCAUAAACUUUCUCUCCAACCUCCACCCCAACCCCUGGUUAGCACAUGCAACCAUUGUUUUAAUAAGCGUAAUCUUGAAUGGAAAGAAAAGAAUCCAUGUCAACCAGAAGCACAAAAGCCUUUAUUAUUCCACUUUAUCCCUUUCAUACCUCUUUGCAGCGUGGCAGAUACAAAGACUAAUGUUCUUACAAGCACACGGCUCUGUGCAAUAGGCAGCAGGUUUCUCCAGCUUGAAUGGGGAGAAAACCUUCGUCAUGCUUUCCAGUUUACCAUAGUGACUUGGCCCCGAUUUUCCAGAACUGCUGUGUGCUGAGGCUGCUGAGGCUGCAGCCACACCAUUCCUUCAGAGCACAUUCAAAGCACAUGGCUUCCCCCCAGAAUCUUGGGAACUGUAGUUUGACAAGGAUGCUGGGAAUUGGAACUCUUUGAGGGGUAAACAAUAGGUCCCAUGAUUCUUUGGGGGGGGUGCAAUGUACUUCACAUGUGUGGUGUGUACGCAGCCUCAGUAUUUUUGGGGGAAAGCUGCCAACCCAUUGUAAGCAUGCUUAUUUGGUAGCCAGUUCACACAUUGCCAGCAAUGGCCUGGGAGCCCCUGGGGCAUGGGUGGCUCUGCAGAUUUGCUGAUUGGAUUUACGGAUGACUUUCCAUAAGUCCUAAAGAAGUUUCCAAGAAUGUAAUACAGUAAUGAAAAUGCAUAUUUAAAAAAUAUUUGCUGGCACCGAAAUGAUGACAAAGAUGGCACUGGGUAGACCUUCCUGUAGAAAGAAUUCCAUAAAUCGGGAGCUACCAAAGAAAAGGUCUGUUCUCUUCAAGGUCCUUUGAGUGACUCAUAGAGAAGGGCUUCAGAUGAUGAUUUCAGGGUUUGGGCAGGUUUAUAUGGAGAAAGGCAGCAUUUUAGAUAUUGGGGUUGGAAGCUUAUUAAGACUCUAAAAGUCGCUUUGGGGCCUGUUUCUUGAGGAUUUCUUUAAAAAAAUAAAUCAGAAAUUGUUGCAGAAACGUGGAGAGCUGAUUUUAAGACUGGGAGAAUGAGAAAUUGAAAGAUACCCAAACCAGGAGAUUUCUCCAGCUCUAGACAGAAGUCUAAUUCUGCUGUGGUUUAUGAAUCAGACUGAACAGGGGACAUAGGGGACAAGGGAAAAAUAAAAAUGAAUGAAAGUCUAGGCAGGGGAGGGGAAAAGCUUUUUCUAGCUGUUUCUACACCUGCUCCUAGGAUGUUUCUCUGCCAGCAGUCAGCUCUCCCUAGAGGUUUAUCAUCCCUUACCUCGUCUUUUCUGCAGGUAGCUGCUGAAUACAUCAAGAACACCACCUUGCUCCUCAUGGGUGUAAUUUGUGUGGCAGCCUCUGUUGAGAAAUGGAAUCUGCACAAACGGAUCGCCUUGCGCAUGGUGAUGAUGGCCGGAGCGAAACCAGGCAUGUGAGUGAACCUGCUUUUUCACAGCAUGGAGGGAGAGAGGAAGAGUGUCAUGGGCCCUCCAGCAGCAGGUGGAGUCACUUCGCCUUCUGCUCCUUCAGGCUGCUGCUCAGCAGGUGAAGCCGACUCCUGGCCCAUGACAGAAAGAGGGAGAGGGAAGGAGAGCAGUUGAAAAGAAAGACACAGCGCUGUCAUUAAAGUGUCAAGUGGUGCUUAUUAGCCAUCAAGAGCACUGCUUCAGGAGCCCAGUGGGCUGACAGAAUGCAAGGCACACACUUAAUAAAUAAGUCACUAGGUUUCCAGAUACAUCACUAGGACAAGUGUGGAGUCUGCUUCAAUAGGAUGAAAAUAUUCUUCCCUUCCUCUUCCUGCCAACUUCUUCUCUCUUUGGUCUGUCAUCUCAUUGCUUUGUUGAUUCUGUUUUAAUUUCGGCUCUCAGUUCAGGAUGACUGGGGCAACUCAGCCAGUUGGGGAGGGUAAUAAUGAUGAUGAUGAUGAUGUUUCUAGCCUAUAGGUCAUAUGUAGUCCCCCAAACUCCCCUUUCUGGCCCUCAGGACUCUUUCCAGGCCACGCUCCCCUUGAACUGUGUGAUAAUGUCCCUUGCUUUUCCGGAUGGAGAGACAUGUGUAUUUGUGUGAUGUGUGUGUUGGACUUCCAACUUUUGCAUGGCUCGAGUGUAGCCUACUGUGCAAAGGAAAGAGCCACAGCUGUUGCUGCAACCACAUUUAUCUCUGGCCCCUCCCACCCUUGGGUUUGCCCCCCAAAGGAUGACCCACAAGGGAGGACAACCCUUAAGUUGGACAGGGCUAUCCACCCUGGCCUUUUUCCUCUUUGACACUUCUUUAAGUUGUGCAGGGCAAGUUCAAAAGUGCAUGAAUUCACUCAGAGCUUCCAGAAAUCCCCACCCACCUCCAUUUCAUUCUAAGCCACAUGAAUCUGAACUAUGCUUUCCUUCGUGAAUCUGCAGUUUCCCCCAAAGGGCUUUCCUUUCCCGUUCUCUAGGCUGCUCCUUUGCUUUAUGUGCUGCACAACUGUCUUGUCCAUGUGGCUUUCCAACACGUCCACCACAGCCAUGGUGAUGCCCAUUGUGGAAGCAGUGCUGCAGGAGUUAGUGAAUGCCGAAGAUGACCGCGAGAUGAAUGGUACCACUGGCAACACCAUCCUGGAAGAACGGGAGACUAUAGGUACAUGAUAGUGACACCCACUUCUGUUCAUUUAUUUAUAAGCAUUUACACACCGCUUCAUGUUCCAAAAAUCUCUAAGCAGUCAGUGUGCGGUCGGUCUAAAAAACAAGCAAUAUAUGAUUACAACAGAAACAAAAAUGCAACUGAAUUCCAUGCAGGAAGCUCAGUCCUCUGACUCUCCAGGUAGGGCUGAGGGACAAGCUGGACUGAAGCCCUGGACGGCCUCUACCAAUCAAUGUGGGCGAUACUCAGCUAGGUGGACCAAUGGUCCGACUCGGUAUAAGGCAGCUUCCUGUGUUCCUGUGCAAAACUAAUGAAACAGCAGUAUAAAAACACCCACACAAAAGCAAACAGAACAGAAAUUCAGAGGACUCGACACUUGUAAAACUGGAUCCAAACUGGGAAAGCCUGGGCAAAAGGUCAAGUCUUUAUAAGAUGUCUGGAGCUGUUCCACAUAUGGCAGAGGGAAGGUCAUUUCACAGUGCAGGGGCAACAUCAGGAAAUGCUCAUUUUGGGGUCACCACUCUAUGAUAUUCUGUAGGGUGUAGUGCCAUGAGUAUAAUUUCCCUAGAUGAACUAAAUGAUCUUACAGGUCUAUAUAAGGAUAAGCAGUCUUUGAAAUAAUUUAACACUCUCUUGUUCAUUUGAUUAUUAUUAUUUUUAGUAACUCAUAAUUAUAUUUAUCUUACUUAUUUAAAUGCAUUUUUAAGCGGGGAGGGAAGGGUUGAAGGCUAAGUCCAAUCCUAGCGUACAAAAAUUCUGAAAUGCAUAUAGGAGAAACAGGCGCCACCACUCCACCCCUUUUUCUCCUGCUACAGGUCUUGGCGAAAAGCGCGGGCAAACGUCCCUGGAGCUCUUUUUCAUCAACGAGGAGUAAGAAUGAAGCCCGUCCAGCUCUAAUGGACAUUUGAACCCUUUCAGGUCACAAUGAGAUAAAAUAUAAAAGCAGGAGCAGCAAAUGGCAUGAUCACAAAGAUUUAUUUUAUUUUAAGGGUUUUUAGAUGUUAAGGGAAUAUAUAAUGGGAUGUAUAACAUGAAGCAGACACACUCAGGAAUGGUUCAUGGUGGUGGUGGCUGGAAUUUUGUGUGCAAAGUGGCAUUUCAUUUGUUACAUAUAUUUAGGCACCAGGUGAAAACACCCCCUUUUCCCCCAGCCUUUGGCUAAUUAAACAAUCUAUGGCCUUUAAAACUGGGGGGGGGGGGGUGCUAUUGUUUUUGUUUGUUACUAGCUUAUGUAUUUUGUGGUUUUUUGUAUUGUAAACCACCCUGUGAUGCUUGGAUGAAGGGUGGUAUAGACAUUGAACCACAGCAAAAACUAUUAUUAUUAUUAUUAUUAUUAUUAUUAUUAUUAUUAUUAUUUCAGGUGGAAAUUAAGGCUGUGUACACACUAUACUUUGAAAGCACAUUCAAAGCACACCCCCACACCCCAAACAAUAAUUCUGGGCCCUGUAAUUCACCCCUCACAGAGUUACAAUUCCCAGCAACUCUUAACAAACCUCAGACUUCUUUGAGGGAGGGAAAUGUGCUUUAAAGGUAUAGUGUGGAUGCAGCCAGGUAAUUUGAUUUUCUUUCACAUUGUUUGCUUUUUUAAGAGCUUUUUUAGUCUGCCCAUUGCCAGAAGGUCCCAGGGUGGUGAAUGCAUACAUAUGAAUUCAUACAGUCAGUAUAUACCUUAUGUGUUUGUGGUGGCAAACACCGAUUGGCUGGGCUGGUGUGAUGACUUGGAGGGCUCAAUUUGCUUAUGGAAUGAAGCAGUUUGCAGUCAAGCUUCUCUAAGCACAGGGACAGUUGUCAGUUGGACUAAAACCUCUCACAGGUGAUUGCCAAAGAUGGGAGGUUGGAAUCCUGAGAGAUGCACAGAAGCUAAGGACUAAAGACGUCAUCCAGGCUCACUAGUUCCCCUUCCCAUGGGCCUUAUCCUGAUUCCAAAAGCCCACUCUCCUGUUCUCUUUAAAGAUAACUUACCAAUCAGUGUACAGAACAUCGAAAGCCCAGGAGAAGAAUGAAGAAAUGAAACCAGUCCUCCUUUCUCCAUUUCUCUUGCCCAGGCAAGCUCCUCACUCAUCCAUACUGGUUCUGUGCAGCAGGCUAAGAACCAGAACUAAGCAAACAGAAGCAAAGUUAUGGCAUCUCUCGUAUUUCAACCUGUGACUUUCCUGUAAGAUAAAGAGGUGGUGCCAUGGACAUAUCUCUAACCUACCAAUCUAGGGAAGUUCAUAUAAAGCGAUGGUCUUCUUCAAAGAACCCUGGGAACUACGCUAUAAGGGUUUAUUCUGAUGUUAGUCUCAGUGGUGGGGAAACUGGUGCAGGGCAACUCCUUCCCGCCAUGUCCAGCAACAUUGGAAGCCCCACUCCACGUGAAGCAACUGAUUUCCCAUUCCAGCAUUGUACCUUCUCAGAACUGGACAACACCUGGGUGAACCACAGUGGUGAUCUGGCUUGAACCAAGUCUCUACUCUGCCAGGAAACUCCUUUGGGCCAAUCAUUGUCAGCCUAGCCUUCGUUACUGGGUAGUUGUAAGCAUAGAAUUGGAUGACCCCAUCUAGAAUGCCAUAUUUCAUUUGCAUGGUAUGCAAUUGUACAGCGGCAAAUCAACAUUAAUUAUCCUCUUUUUUUUUGCAGUGCUACAACUGCUGACCUCAGCUCUCUGAUGCACUCCAAGGUAUAUUUUCGUAGGCUGAAUCCACUCUGUAAAAUAACAAGUUGAUUCUACAGAAAGCAACACAGGAUUGCAUGGUUUUCUUCCCUUUAAUGUGUCUGGAGGAGCACAACAUUCUAUGCUUAGAGGAAUGCUGCACUUCUGUUCUGCUUACAGAGGUCUGAUGUGGCUGCAUGCACAGCGCAGGCCUGUAGUGUGAAUCAGGGGGAGACCAGAGGUCAGUGGUAGAACCCACUUGCUUGGCAUUCAAAAGCUCCCAGGUGCAGUCGCCAUCAUCUCCAGCCAGGGCUGCAAAAGACCCCUGCCCAAAGCCCUGAAAAGUCACUGCCAAUCAGUAUAGAGAAAAAAAUACCAAGCAAGAUGGGCCGAGAGGGAUGGUGAAGAAGAUAUUUGUUUGCCUUUUAGGGAGAAACGACUUGAUUUGAGAACAAAACUGACAUACCUGGCCUCCCGUAAGAAUCAGUGACCUGACUUGGUCUAAAGCAAUUUCUUAGGUGCCUUGAUAUCUUCCCCAGGUUGUGCUACAGUUUUACUUUAGGUCGAGGGGCAUCAACUGAUUAAUGGGGUGUUACUACCAUUGUGGAGUUAGAAUGUGUUGGUGGUUUCCAAUUCCCAUGUUCACAUACAAAACUUGAUCUCUUAGUACUUAAUGAAUUAACAGAUGAAUAUACGAAUUACCCCCAUUGAAAUUUAUCGUGUUUGAGGUUAUGUAAACGCUCUCAUUAGCAAGCCUUCAGGUACCACAAAGCUUGAGAGAGAAAGCCAGUUACACAAUGUUUUUAUUGGGCCGGCUAACAUUGCAUUCACUUGGGAGUAACACCUUUCAUAUGCCCCCAUCCUUUGGGUCAAGCAGUGUGCAUUAAUGUGUGGGUAGAUUGAUUUACCAGUGGUCAGGGAACUGAAUCCGAUUCCUCCUGAAGCCUCUGAUGCUAAUGUACAGGGAAUGUGUUAACAAUCCUUUUAAUCCACUAACCAAACCAUCCACAAAUGGAAGCAUUUUUUUCUCAUAGGCAGUGAUUGCUCUUUGGAGAUGGGGGAGGGCAGGGGAACCUCUCUUGUUGUGAGUCACCAGGUGUUUAAGGUUUCAGAUGAUCAAGUGACUACCUGAUAAUUACAAUACUUAACAUUGGGUAUUAGGUGACUACAUAAGCAGUGGUUCUGUGAGGGGGCUGGCAAAAGCCGAUUUUCGAAAGAAUUGUACUACCAAACACUUGAAGGUGGCUUAAUCCUGUCCCCAUUAGCACUCCACUUCUAGAUCCCUUGGUGCUUAAAAGUAGAGAUGCCUGCUUAGGUUAUAAUUUAAACCCACAUGUAGAAUUUUAAUACAAAAUGCAAACAUAUCUCCUGAAGCAUGGGAAAGGAAGUAAUUUUGGAAGAGCAGCCAGUUUCUUUGUACCUUUUCUAUUUCGGGCAAAAGUGGAGAAAGGAUGUUCUGAUGCUGGCUGUCUCAUGCCCUGUCCACACCUGAGAAAAAAAUGCCCCCUUCAGAAGCAUGGGAUGUCUUGCCAACCCAUGCAUUACAUAAAAUUAUUGCUCUCACACAAUCCCUCCUCCUCUUAUGCAUUUUGAUUCACCCACUGACUUCCUGGUCAAUGUGGCUGCAUGGUGUGCAUUAAGAAUAACAUUUUAUUUGGCCCUAAUUGUUUGGUAAGUGUUGUCUUGACUUGAAAAGACCUGCUCUACAUCAAAACUUAUUUUUUACUGGAUCAGGCAGCAGCUUUGAUAGUGUUUCUGUAAUUGCACCAGUGGCGAAGCUGCAUGCUCUGGCACCGGGGGCAGAGAGCAGGCUGGUGUGUGGCUGGUGUGCGUCCUGGGGGGUGUGGCAUGCAUCCUGGGGGCAUGGCACCCGGCGCAGUGGGGGGUGCACAGCACAUGUCCAGGGGGGCAGCCGCAAUGGUAUCCCCCCUCCCUGAUGGUGCGGGGGCGGUGCGCUCCCCCCCCAUUCCUCUGCCAGUGAAUUGCACAGAAUAUUUCCGAUAACAUGAAAUAUCCACACAGGAAUUUCAAACUGGCUUCCAUCCAACUGGUGUCCUGGAAUGGCACUGAAAGAGUUGUUUUCUAAUGAAGGGGGAUUUCUCUUCCUAUAUAUAGAACAUGAAUGGCGUACACAUGAUUGCCAACACAAUUGGAACUGUGAGCUCCAAAACCAACGGGCAGCAUUUGCCUCAGGUAAGAACAUUCUCCGCUAUUGAGAGAGACAAUGAAUAACCCCAGGUUUAUUUAUCACCAUUGCUUGGAAAAAGCAGAACAUUUGAUGACAGCGACUGUUUGUGUUUGUGGCUCUGUUCCUGCCACUGCAGCUAUGCAGUUCAAAAGCUGUCCCCAGGGGUCCAGGAUAAGAACAUUCAGCUUAGCAUGGGAGCUGUCCAGUGCAGAGCCCCAGGGAGCACAGCAAGACAGAUGUUGUUUCAGCGAUGCUUCGGCUGCGCCUGGGCAGCUUAAUCUGUAUUGUGGCCCUACCUUACCUAACCUAUCUUCAGCAUAGCUGUCAACUUUUCCCUUUUCUUGCGAGGAAUCCUAUUCAAAAUAAGGGAAUUUCCCUUAAAACGUUUUCACGUUGACAGCUAUGAUCUUCAGAGUCCUGAUCCAGAACAUGUGCCUUUAGAGCCCUGCUUCCUCCUCAUGCAUAAGACUCGGGAAUGUUUGAGAUGCUGCCAGAGAAGCACUGUGCUUCCAGCUCUGUUCUCCAGCUCUUUUCCUUCCCUUGGACCUCUGUACCUCGGGGUGAUCCUGCAGGGUACAAAGCAGGGUGAUGAAACCAGUGAGGGCAACUUGCUUCUUCCAACCCUAUUAUUAUUUUUUUAAAGUGGUUAGUCACUUUAUCUUGCCCAAGGCAACCCGAAGCGACUUCUAAACAAGCAAACAGACAACAACCCCCCACACAAAUACAUUAAAACCAAAGGGGAAUAGAAAUACAUCAAAAACAUCACACCCAGCAUCUGACAGUAUCCUCAAGCAGGACACUGCCCGGGGUGAUGAUAUUGGAAGGGCUCUUGGUGUCUGCUGACUCCCUUUGACCCUGGCAAGCACUAAGCUCCUUGUCCUAAGUUUCAUUCAUUUCUGGUCUGAUCCCACCAGGAAAGUGGUGCGAUAUGCCACUACUUUUCAUAUGCAUAAUACUCCUACUAUUUUUUUAUAUUAAACAGUCUAUCAUAAAGUGAUCUUUCCCUCAGUGUGUAGUGCUGGAUCCUGACUUGACAAAGUGCCCUGUUGCAGGGUUCUCCUGUGUUGAUAACCCCACCCUUCUUUGACUUACGUCAUGGCCGCAACACUGUUCCUAAUUAGUCAUCAACACCAGAUGAUUUUUCUCUCAUAUACUAUAGUGUCACUCUUAAGCGUUGCGGAGAACUAAAAUGGCAGCUGAAAGACUUGGUCACCCAGUGUUGAUCAGACUAAAAUAUUUUAAAGGAGACCCAUUUCAAUGCCAGCCCCUGCUGAAGUGUUGAGGCUCAUGUGGCGCUAGGCUUGGCUCGUGUCCCAUUUGAGAGAUGAAUGUUAGAUUGAGAGAAUGAGAGAGCAAUUUGCCCUAGACCAUUCCAGACAUGAUUAAUUUGAGGCGGAAAGUCUGCCAACUAUUGCCCUGGACUUCUCACGUGAUUUGAGGAUUAUGAGCUCCUAACAAAACCUGUCUGAACUGAAUCUUUCCCGCAAGGCUGCAUGUGGCUCAGCAGCCUGAUUACUGUUGAGCCUUUAUUUCUGUCACUGACGAAGCAGUUUUCAGGGAACUGGAGAAGACACCUGUUCUGAAUCUUUCUAGUUCUUAGAGAAAAUAAGCUGUCUGCAGAACACAGGCAUCCUGGUACACAGAAAGCAUAUUUAUCAACCCAUCAAUGAAGCUCAGAGAGCCCUUUCUGCUCUUAACUUAGCUUCAGUAGAAACUUCCAGUUAAACCCUUUCACCAAUACUCAUAGCCAUUCCCAUUUCAGUGUGAAUUAAACCAUUUAUGCUUAACAAUAUCUGCCCUGUGAUUUUCUGCCGUGCUGGUUGGUGUGGACCGCCCUGCAUUUUGCUUUCAAUUUUAAAAUUUACACCCUGCUUUUCACGGUGUAGGUCUCAAAGCAGCUUACAACACCCAAGAAUUACAACAUACAGACAUGUGUUAAAUGAUGUGGUUUCUUUACAGGCUCAGAUCCUUGUUCUGCCACCUCAGCCUCAAAGUUUAGACCUAAGCAGUAAGCCUCGGUACCCAACCAAGCACGAUCAGAUGGUCUGCAAGUGCCUCUCGUUGAGCAUCUCCUACGCGGCAACCAUUGGGGGACUCACAACCAUCAUCGGCACCUCCACAAACCUCAUCUUCCUGGAGUAUUUCAACAAGUGAGUAAUGCAUGCGCAGUGCACAUUUAGCAAGACCAGUGUAAAGACCUGGUAACCUGGUGUGGUUACAAGCCAUGUGAAGUGAAUGGCAGGAGUUGGUAAUGCAGGUGAGCUGUGCACAAGCAAGCUGCCAGCUAGCUCUGCUGAGGCUCUUUUUAUUAGCACAAUAUGCAAAACCAGUCAGAUACAUUUUGGACUGUGACCUUUACACAUCUUCCAAUCCUGAGAUCGUGGGGUGGUACAAAGUUAUUUUGGCACCUGUUUCCACUGCGUCAUUUUCCCCUUGAACAAUGUAUGAUGAAGGAGAAAAGGUCACAGACAGGGCAUGGCAGACCACCAAAAGAGCAAAGGUUAAAUAGAGGGCAUGGUGUUUAGACAGCUAUGGCUUGUCUGCGGGUGGAAGUGUGCUCCACACCCGGCGGUCAUUCCUUCAUCAUGGAGCUGGUUCCUGGUGACCCUUAUAAGAGCCCUGAAAGGAAGCAAAGACAGUCCCCGUAUAACAGAUGGUGAGCUAAGACUGAGAAAUAGUGACCUGCUUCAGGCUCCUCAAGAGAGAGAGAGUUCUCGCUGAAGUACACAUUUGAACCGGUGGACUUUGUCACCGCUCUUUUAACCGUACCCUAGACGGAACAGGCUUCUUUUUUCAUUUCUAUUUACGCUCUUCUCUAAUUCUUUAUCACUACAGGCUCUGGAAUUGAAGGGGAGGUGGUGGCAGGGAGGGGGGAAUCCUUUUGUUUCUGGGACGGCUCCAUCUGUUCUAGUGAUUUGUUCCCCCUGCAAAGUAAUAAUCUUCCAAGUGCAACAUCAUUAUGCUUUUUAAUGUAGCAAAUUAUGUUAACAAUAGAUGGGAAAUUAAUGAAGCCAAAGGCAUGCCUAAACUACUUCAAAAGAAAAACGAUCUGAUUUUAUGAAUAUUUUCAUGCAAAUUUACUGUUUAACGAUUAGCAAGAGGGGAGGGAGAGAGGGGGAGGGAAUAAAAUGCCUGAGAGGGGAAAACAGAAUUUAAGGACGGUGCUCUGAAUUCCCCCCGCCCCCUCAAGAACUCUUAUAUAGAGUUCUCCACAAUGGAACCUAUUGUGUUUGCUCAGCCAACCAAAGAGCCAAAACUUGCUAUCUCUCAGGUUACCCUGAAGGCCAUUUCACAGAUUACACAUCCAAGGCUGAAACUCGGUGUUAUGGCCCAUGCUUGGCAUGCAAAAGGAGCCAGGUUCAAUCCAGGUAGGACUGGGAAAGAUUUAUGGAGAGUCGGAGUCACCAAUACGGAGCGAAAUUAACUACCGUAUUUUUCGCACCAUAGGACACACCGGACAAUAGGACGCACUUUGUUUUAGAGGGGGGAGAACAAGGGAAAAAAAUUCUCCCCCUCUCUGCCCAGCGCCCCUUCAGUGAAGCGGCAGGAGGUGCUGCGCAGAGAGGGGGAGAACUUUCCCCCUCUUGUUUUCCCGCUCUAAAACAAGGUGCCGUUAAGGUGCGUUCAGGCGGCUACCUUGGAAGCCUGGAGAGCGAGAGGGUCGGUGUGCACUGACCCCUCUCGCUCUCCAGGCUUCAGGUUCCUUCGACCUGCUCUUUGGGGCUGGAGGGGGGAAUCCCACCACCAGCCCCAAAGAGCAGGUCAGGGAGCAGCGGAAAGGCGCAGCGGAGGUGCUCCUGCCAUAGCCGCGUGUCACCUCUCCAGCCGGGAAAGGGUUGUGGGGCUAUGGCUUCUUUAGCCCCGUGCGCGCUCUCCCGGCUGGGGAGGUGACGCGCGGCUAUAGAGGCUCCUGCCAUAGCCGCGCGUCACCUCUCCAGGCAGGAGAGGGUCGCGGGGCUAUGGCGUCUUCGCUCCAUAGGACGCACACACAUUUCCCCUUCAUUUUUGAAGGGGAAAAAGUGCGUCCUAUAGAGCGAAAAAUACGGUAAUGCUCUGACUUGUCUAUUAUGGAACUUACGUCAAGGGAGUUCUGCAUAGCAACUUCCUUAUCCUUCUGAUGCUGGCAGAUGAAGACUUUUCAUAGAAUAAUAAAAUUGUAGAGUUGGAAGGGAUCCCAAGGAUCGCCUAGUCCAACCCCCGGCAAUGCAGCUGUCCCAUUUGGGGAUCAAACCUGCAACCUUGGUGCUAUUAGCACCAUGCUCUAACCAACUGAGCUAUACUAAUCUUUUUGGGGGCUGUUCAUUUGUUUACUUGGUAUUUUAAAGGCAUCCUGAAGCAGGCAGUACACAAGGUGAACUUGAAAAGGGAAAAGCAUCGUAUAGGUCCCUGAUGCUGCCUGAAAAAGCAUACUACAAAGUGGCUGUUUUUGAUUUCCUUACAGCCAUUAUCCCAAUGCUGAAGUGGUGAAUUUUGGAACCUGGUUCUUACUCAGCUUACCCAUCUCCCUCAUCAUGCUGGUGCUGACCUGGUUUUGGAUGCAUUGGCUUUUCCUUGGAUGCAAGUAAGUGGGGUCUGCAAGAUCUUCGUAAAAGCUCAGCACAGCUCAGCAGUAGAGCAUAUGUUUUGCAUGCAGAAGCUCACAGAAACGUCCACCAUUUUGCAUCAUUGGAUGUCCAAUACUUUUGUCAUGGGAAGACAUCUAAUGGAGCUGAAUGUUGGGAGAUUCAUGCAUACUUAAACCAUGGAACUCACUCCCACAGGAGGCAGUAAUAGCCACUGUCGUAGUCCUGUGCUGCCACAGCAGAGCUCAGUGGAGGGAGAAACCAGCCAACCAGCUGUGUCUCAGGGGGGAACUUGCCUGAAGGCAGAGUCCGUAUACAAGGUCCAGUCCAGUCCUAAGGUCAGGAGUAUCUCAGUUCAUGUAGUCCAGUGGUUCUCAACCUGUGGGUCUCCAGAUGUUGUUGGACUACAACUCCCAUCAUCCCUGAGCUCUGGCCUUGCUAGCUAGGGGUGAUGGGAGUUGUAGUUCAACAACAUCUGGGGACCAACAAGUUGAGAAAGGCCAAUGUAGUCAGACGGUCCAGGGGUCAAGAAAGCUGAGGGUCCAAGGUCACGAGAAGCAAGAAGCAGCAAGGUUUGGCCAGUAAUGACAAAUGUUGUUUCCAGCAACUGAAUGAGGCUCGAAACCCUGCUUAAGAAAGCUGGAGCCAGUUGGUUCUCAUUAGGAGCAAGAAGGCUGAUCAGUAGCGGGUGGAGUCACUUUGCCUCCUGCUCCUGCAGACUACUGCUCAGCAGAUGAAGGUGACUCCUGGCCCAUGACAACCACUAACUUAGCUUGCUUUAAAAGAGGAUUAGACAAAUUCAUGGAGGAAAGGGCUAUUGAUGGCUACUAGCCGUGAUGGAGGCUAAGCUCUGGUCCCACUGUCAGAGGCAGUAUGCCUCUAAAUACCAGUUGCUAGGAAUCGCAGGAGGGAAGCAUGCUGUUGUUCCCAGGUCCUGUUUGUUGGCUUUUCACGGGCACCAUUUGCUUGCAAAAGUGCAGCUUUGUUCUGGUUGACUGUUGAGAUGCUCAUGUAUCCUUGCUCCUCAGAUGAAAGAUUGGAAGGUAUCUAAGGUAGGACCUUGUCUGCCUUGGCACCCACUCUUUGGAAUUCUUUGCCAAAGGAUAUCUGCCUAGCAACUUCCAUGUCCUCAUGUUGCUGGCAGGUGAAGAUUUCCCUUAGAACCAUAGAACUGUAGAGUUGGAAGGGACCAUGAGGCUCCUCUACUCCAACCCCUGCAAUUCAGGAAUCUUUUGCCCAAUGUGGGGCUCAUGACCCUGAGUUUAUUAAUCAAUUAUAUUUGGAGGUUUUAUUUUUUAAAAAAACCAGAGCCUUCUGUUCUUCAAGUCACAUUGAGAACUAUGCUAAAUAAAGAAAUAGUUUUCAUGCUAGUACAUGAAUAGCUGGAAGAUGUUAAAAACCUCUGGUUGCCCCUGGCUUUUUCUGGCAUUAAAUAUGGAUCUGUUCCAUGUGCUUUACCAUUCAGUCCAAUAAGUUGUCUGUUCCCUAGCAAAAAAGGGGGGGCUAUAGUAAAUCAGAAAUAAUUUAUAAUCCCACGACAAGUCCUAACAUGAUCCACAGUUCUUUCACAAAGAGCAUUUGCAUUCCACAUUACAGUUCCAAAUAUUCUCUCUAACAAGGGUUGGUUUUUUAAAAAAUCCGUAAGGGAAUUAAAGCGUUAGCAACCUAUUAUGAAACAUUAAUGGAUUCUGAGGCUCAUUAAUCUCUGACUCCUGCUUACUGCAGUUCAUUCAGGAAUAUAUUCUCCUGGAAACCUGAUGCUGCAAUAGUUCAAGAGGAGGGAAUAUGUGAAGACACCAAAGACUAUUCUUUCUGACCUAGACAGUGAGUCAAAAGUGUAGGACAAAGCAAGGGAGAAGAUGGGGGCAAGAAGGUCCUCGGAACAGGGUUUGUUUGAGCAGAAGCUUGAUUCUUAUCGUGACAGUGUCAGGGUUUGGUGAGAUGCCCCUGUGCCAUCCUGGCAUUGCCAGCAUCAACCCAGUGUGGCAUGGGCACUGUCAUUUAUGAGUGACAUCAUGGGGAAGAAAUUCAAUUCAGUUCACAUUUGAAUGUGAAUCGACCUAAUUCAUAGUCAUCCUUAAAAAGUUGCCCUUCUCUGAAUAUUGCAAUGCAGUUCUCCGGUCAGGUAAACAUAUACAAAAAUGCAUAUGCUGGGUAAACUGGGCAUAAAAAAUUGUGCAUGCAUACAAACAUGCAUUAUAUUAAGGUAAAUUGCUUGCAAAAAAUGUUUCUAGAAGAAAGGCGUAUAACUUUUCAUGAGAACUUAAAAAGAAUUUGCAAACUCAUGUGGAAAACUAAAUUUAAGGCUAGGAAAAUGAGAAACUGAGUGAAACCAGAAUUGACAGAUUCGCUCCUUCCUACCUCAGAUUGACUUAGAUAACAAGAGGCUUUGGAAUUGUCACAAGUAUGUAGAGGGCAGAGCCAGAGGUGAGGCCAGACCCCUUUAAAGAGGAAAGGGAAACUGAAGGGCGGGAGGCAAGAGAGAGUGAAUGCAGCACAAGAAGAAGUCAGGCUAGGCAGGUUAGGAGAAAGAAGGCUGGGACGCCCUGCUUGAUUCACCUGCCACCCAGAGAUUGGGCAAAGAAACCUGGACCUUGCAUGGCAAUACCCAGAAUUGAAGAUGAUGAGCCCUAGUUGAGUAGGUCACUUACCCUGCUGAGAACCACAUAAUUAAACUACAACUAUUGCACCAUAGGGAUGUGGGUGGCGCCAUGGGUUAAAACACAGAGCCUAGGACUUGCCAAUCAGAAGGUCAGUGGUUCAAAUCCCUGCGACGGGGUGAGCUCCCGUUGCUUGGUCAAUGCUCCUUCCAACCUAGUAGUUCAAAAGCACGAAGUGCAAGUAGAUAAAUAGGUACCACUCCGGCGGGAAAGUAAACAGCGCUUCCGUGCGCUGCUCUGGUUCACCAGAAGCGGCUUAGUCAUGCUGGCCACAUGACCCGGAAGCUGUACGCCGGCUCCCUCGGCCAAUAAAGCGAGAUGAGUGCUGCAACCCCACAGUUGCCACCAUUAGGGUCAGGGGUCCCUUUACCUUACCUAUUGCACCUAUAAGUGAUAUGUAAUGGCCACCAACUUGGGUGAUUUAAAAAAAGGAUUAGACAAAUUCAUGGAGGAUAAGGCUAUUGGAGUCUACUAGACAUGAUAGCUAGGUUCUGCUUCCAUUGUUGGACGCAGUAGGCCUCUGGGUACCAUUUCCUGGGAAUCGCAGGUGAAGAGAGUGCUGUUGUGCUCGCUUCCUGCUUGCAGUAUCUGGUGGAUCACUGUGAGAACAGGAUGCUGAACUAGAUUGGCCCUUAGUCUGAUCCAGCAGCUUCUUUUUAUGUUCCGUGUCCUUGUCCCCAGGUACUUUGUGUAACUGGAUUUCAGCACUUGGUUCCACAAAAUUAGCCAACUUUGUGGGAGGCUGCAUCAAGGGCAACUUUUCCUUGGUUCCAGCUGCUCUUUGCAGCAUGGAGGAGCAGGGGUUGUGGUGGAAUCCUGCUUGGAGAAGUACAAAGAGGUACAAAAACAAAGACGCACCAGAGAAGGAAGCUACCCUGUAAAUAGGGUCACUCCUGUGAAGCUUCAAAACUAGCCAAGACUUGAUUCCCUGGUGCUGUUGAUUCAGAGAAAUGAAUAUAUAUUUUCUGGCUGUGAUGACAGACUCACUGACUGAGGGUGAGUGAGUCAGAGGCUAGGAGAUAGAAUGUCUUGGCUCUCCCAAAGGAUGCCUUGUUUCCCAAUAAGUUGUGCGCUCAGAAAGAAGGACACAUGAAGCUGUGUCAUCCCACAUUGUUGCUCAGUGGUAGCCAACAUGGUUUCCUCCUGAUGGCUGGACUGCAACUCCCAUCAUCUCUGACCAUUGACUAUGCUGGCUGAGACUAAUGGCAGUUGGAGUCUGACAGUUUCCAUGUUGGCUAUCCCUGCUCUAGCCCUUUGUUGUUUGCUCUGACCAGCAGUGGCUCUUGAAGGUCUCCAGUAGAAGUCCUUCUCAUUGUCUGCUCCAUGACCAUUUAAGUGGAAAUCAAACUUGGGGGUUUCUUCAUGCAAAACAUGUGCUCUGCUACUGAGCUGCCCCUUUCCUGAGGAGGCUAAAGAGCAAGAACAGGUUUAUCGUGAAUGGAGAAGCAUUGUCGAUUCCAUGAGUCACCUGACCGAUUGCUGAGUCAGUGGAGUUUGGAGAAUAACAGCGGCAUUAUGUUUGAAGUUCUGCCUUUUGGCCAGCUGCAUCAGCAGUAUUCAAGAACGGUGGCCAGCUGGCUUGAUGUACUUUCUUCUGAUAAGCUGCUACUGCUGCGGUAGAGUCUUGUUGCUAGAGUCCUGACCUGAGUGCUGUGGGGCUUACUGUGAUAUGCUCUUUGCUCAGGUGCAGAUUGCACCAGCUUUUCAUGCUGUGUUCAGAACCAUUUCUUGCAAAACACAGGUGGUAGAGAUGUAGGGGCCAGCUCAUUUUAGCUCAGAGGUGAGGAAUCUCUGGCCCUCCAGAUGAUAUUGGAUGCACUGCCUUCAGUGCUGACUAUCGGCUGCUCACAGUCACAGUUACAGUUUUUCCUUACAUGCCCAUGAUCCCUGACUUUUGGGCACAUUGGCUAAGACUGAUGGGAGUUGUAGUCCUGCAACUUCUGGAAGGCCACAGGUUCCCCACCUGUGAAGAGAAACCACAUUUCAGUGGAAACUAUGCAGAAGGGGAUCUACCCCUGUUUAUUUUCACUAUCACCCAAAAAUGGUACAGUUUGGGUGGGUUUGAGAGAGGGAUUGUAAUUGGCUCACCUUUAUCCAGUAUAUGGAUUUCAAGUUGAGUGAUGAAAAUAGAGAAUAUUUGGUGCAAACCGAGUUAUACAACUCUAAUUGCUUUCUGUUUCCAUGCCUCACAUUAUUUUCAGUUUUAAAGAGACAUGUUCACUAAGCAAGAAGAAGAAGACCAGACGGGAAGAGAUGUCUGAGAAGAGAAUCCAGGAAGAAUAUGAGAAACUGGGAAAUAUUAGGUAAAAUCAUAGAGUCAUAGCUUUGGAAAGGACAUUAAACAUCACCAGGUUUAGCACUCACAGCAUCCUGUCUAGUUUCUGCUUAAAUAUCUACAGCAAAGGAGAGAUCCACCACCUCCCGAGUCAGUCUGUCAAACAGCUCCUAUCAGUAGGAAGUUUCUCUUGAGCUUCAGCCACAAUCUGCUUCCCUUCCAUUUCCACCCAAGGGGAAGGGCUGUAGCUCAGUGGUAGAGCACCUGCUUUGCAUUCAGAAGGUCCCAGGUUCAAUCCCCGGCAUCUCUAGGUAGGACUGAGCAUUUUCCUUGUUUGGAACUUUGGAAAGCCAUUGCCAAGUAGCAUAGAAAAUACUGUGUUCGAUGAACCAAUGGUCUGGCUAGGUAUACAGAAAUUGCCUAUGUUACCUCUUGAGUCUGUUCUGUCUUCUAGUCCUUUAAAUAUUUGAAGAACUGUAUAGGUUUUGCUUCUCAUGCAUAGGCAUCGGAGAAUUUGAUUCAAUUUGCAUUUAAAGGCAAAGUUACAUAAUUUGUACUUUCUAUAACAUUACAUGAAGCAAAACUCAGGUGUUCUUUGAAGUUCACACUUCUCUGAACUUUGCAGUACAGUUCUCCAGCCAAGCAGAAAUGCAUGUAUCAAGUUAGAGUGCAGCUAGAAAAGCAUAUAAUUAACAUUAAUGAACAUGACAUACAAAAAUGCAUUAUAUUAGGGGAACCUGCUUUGUAGAAACGAUCAUACUAGAAAAGAAUUGCUUACAAAAAGGUGCAUAUUAGAAUAAAUUCUGAUGGAUUUUCAGGCAGACUCUUUACUUUGAAAAAAUCAUAAACUAAUGUGGAGAAUUUAAGAUUGGGAAAAUGAGAAACUGAGAGGAUGGAAAAAUUGCCCGUUGCUACACAUGCACAGCUGUCAACUGAGGAGCUGAGUGUUUGUUUUUUUAACUAAAAAAAAAAAGAGCUAACUGCUAAUCGGUAAAAUCUUUCUUUAUUGGCCUCUCUAGUAUUAAAUGCUUCCCCUUGUCCCAUUUCCUUUCUAGUUAUCCAGAGUGGGUGACAGCGUUCUUUUUCAUCUUGAUGACUUUGCUCUGGUUUACAAGGGAGCCUGGAUUUGUCCCAGGCUGGUCAUCCUUCUUUGGAAAGUAAGUUCCUAGUUCGUAGCAAUAACUUUUCCAAGUGGAGUUGGGAGGGGCAGAGUGGGCAAGAAGGACCUGUGUAAUAUUUGGUGCCAUAUUUAAUACUGAAAUGUCAACGAGGCCUCCAGCGCCACAUUUGGUGUCAGGCAAACGCCCCACCACCACCGAGACCAUUCCAUUGUAACUAUCCAACCUCCCAAAAUGUUAACACCUCUUGCGAUGGUUUGACCCCUUUCCACUUUAACAGUACAAAUUCUACAAGCACCCUCCAUAUCUCCUCAAAAUCAUUUCUCCUGCAUAUUUCCCGUUUUACCUUAAUGACACAUGUCAAUUUAUCAUUAAUAGCUAUAUCCCACACCUCUUGAUGCCAUUCUUCCAUUUAAAUUAUACUUGCCCCUUCCACUUCCUAGCUAUAAUAAUGUGUGCAGCUGUCAAUAAAUUUGUGGGCAAGGCCUUCGGUCUAUGCUACCCUUAAGCCAUUUAUGGCAAUAAAUGCGCUGCCACAACUUACAAACGUAGUUUUUCAGUUUUUCUGAAGAUACAUAUGUGAAGCUUCAGCCCCAAAUAUCUGAAGGACCAUCUCCUUCCCUCCAGACCCUCUCAGGCUGUAAGAUUUGAGACUUUCUUUGUUGUUGUAGCACCUUCAGAGAUUUGAGGGAUGACAACUCAGGAGAGGGCAUCUUUUGGGGCUGCCCCCAUGCUGUGGAAUUCCCUCCCCACAGAGGUAGAUUUGGCACCUUCAUUUUGUAGUUUUCCUAGCAUUUUGAAGACACAUCUCUUUGUCAUGGCCUUUGACACUUGAGAUAUAUAUUAGGACCCACCCUGGUGUUACUGUUCCUAUAACAUGUAUAAAAUAUAUGGCGUGGUGUUUUGGGGGUGUAACAUGGAGUCUAAGAACUGCAAGAACAUGAGCAGCAUGCCAGUAAAACUUGCAACAAACCAUUAAGAGGAAACAGGAGGAGCCACACAGAUCUCUGCUGCCUGUUUUCCCUGCCUUCUAUAAAACAACUCCCAUGUCUCUUCCCUAGGAAAGGCUAUCGGACCGAUGCCACAGUCUCUGUUUUCCUUGGGUUCCUCCUCUUCUUGAUUCCAGCAAAGAAGCCAUGCUUUGGAAAGAAGGGGAAAGGUAUGAGGGACUCAAACAUAAGAGCACUCGCCACAUCUUGUAUUAGCUCCUUUUGGUCUCCAGCCACACACAAAGUACCUGCAGGGGAGUUCACACAUUCAAAUCAGUCACAACAGUGAGCUUCAGAUAAUAUUUGUUUCCAGAUUGGCUCCCAUUGGGAGCAUUUGCGUAACAUACGUAGGUAAGAGGCAAUGAUGUAUGAUGAUUAACCACAUGGGGGCAAUUCCAGCCAUUUGCAUUCUAGUUUGCUUGUGAACUCUGAGGCUUUCCUGAAAACUGGCUGUCAGAUGAUGGUGUGGUUGCUCGAGAGUAAACAGGCAAGACUCCGACCUGUCUUUUCCAGACUUUAUUCUUGGUGCAAACUAUUUACAGUGAAGAGCGUUGUAAGUUCAUGUCUGGCUCAGUCGCUAGCAGAAUCUGGGAGUGGUCGGUUUUUGUACCUCCCCCAGCAUAAAAGUCGCGUCGCCCCCAACCUUUUCCAUCCCUCCCUGCACCAGAGCCUACUGCACAGAAUGGGCGCUGGCAGGGGCGAACUUCCCGCCUCUCCGGUUUGCUCGGCUUGGUGUUGAGGCUCUCCCUAGCAUCCCCUGGUCCCUGCACCUCUUCUCCACUGGAGGUGGGGCUUUCCUCCUCACCGGAAGAGGAACUGCUUCGCAAGAUUUUCGGAGGCUCCCUGUAACACAACUGCCCUUCCAUCUCUCGCCUCUGAGCUGAUGGCAGUUCCCUGACACUGGCCUUCCCUAAGAUGAUGCCCUCCUGAUGUUUGGGACUACAACUCCCAUCAACCCCAGCAUCAUACAACCAUGCCGGCUAAGCUAUAUGGGAGUUGUAGUCCAAAACGUUGGGUAAGGCUACUGUAAAAGAAGGCAGUGGUCUUCUGCUAGAUUAAUAAAUUCUUACUUUUUAUAGGAGGGCCAGACUUCUUUCCCUGAGGCUUUUCUUUUCACUAGGCUCUGGCUGGGGCCAGCUUCCAUUUUCUCAGCCCUUUUGUCCCAUCAGCCUCCCCUCCCAAUAUAUAAUGUCAAAGGCCAGGUUAAAGAGGUGUAUCUUCAGCAUAUUGCAGAAGCUAAAGGUCUAAACAAACCUUUUGGUGGGGGGGGGGAUUCCACAAUUUAGGGGUUGCCUCUUCCUUACCUCAGAUUCUCCAGGCUUGUUUCAGCUGGGCAUGAUCACAGUUUGCUUCACACACUCACUUCAGCAAAUUGAAAGCAGAACAGGAACAACAGUUUGCCCCUCAGAAGAAAAUGUUGGCCUUUUGCGACUGCUAAGUGAGACCACUUUUAACCCAAGCCUUCUUUUUCGGCACAUCCUCAGUGUAUGCGGUUUCAUAUAGGCUCCAGUUUCUAACUAGAUUUGUGGGUUUUGUUUUUUUAAAAAAAGUUCAGAACAAGCAACCAAUGUAGAGGGAGGAUGUCUUCAUUCCUGUCAGUCCUGUUCCAGGACUCUGUGUUUCUUUGUGAACAUUUCCUGACAAUGUGUUCCAUGCCAAUCUGAGUUUGCAAAAGAACCUGGGGAAAUGACAAUUUUAUUUUUCUAUGUGUGUUUUCCUUUGAUGCAGGAGAUGUUCCGAAUUCCACCAAUGUUAACGCAGGGGAACCAAUAAUCACCUGGAAGGACUUUGAGAAAACCAUGCCCUGGGAGAUUGUGGUCUUGGUUGGAGGAGGUUACGCUUUAGCAGCUGGAUGCAAGGUAACACCAUUAUCCCCAGAUAACCCCCUGUGCUAUAAAACUGGGAUCCACACAUGUCAGAGCUCCUUAACAAUGAUGUAACUCUCUUCAAAAGAAUGCUGUUUUAUCUCAGGUCACACACACCCUAGUCACUCAGUUUCACUCUCUCUGGUGCCCCUAAGAUACUAUUCUUUGAGCUUCCUCCCUCUCUCUUUUUCUCCUUCCUGUUCUACAGAUGUCCCUAUGACACUGGACUGACAUUAUACUCUGAAGACUGAUGGCUGGAUGACUUUCACUGUAAUAUUGGGGCCUAGUCACAGUUAGAGAUGAAGUGAAUUCAGCACUGCAGUGAAUUCCCUGCAGUUGGAAAUCCUCACCCCAGUUUGAGACCCUCGGUCCCUCCCGAAUUUAGAAGUGGGUCAAAAACAUUGAUUUAGUUCUAUUAAUUUGUACACCAUCCUUCAUCAUGUUGACAUGAUCUCCAGGAUGGGUUCCAGCAAUACAUAAAAAUGCAUUGAGCAAAAUUUAUAAAUGAAUGUUAAUGCAAUCCAGUUAGUAAAAUCACAAUAGACCAAAAGCAUGAAGCCAAAGAAUUCCUGGUGGCUGCAGGAAGGCCCCAGGCUCAAUCCUUAGUUUUAUUUUUAUUUUUAUUUUAUUUUAUUAAUUAGAUUUAUAUACCACCCAUCAUACAAUCUUAGGGUGGUUCACAGAAUAAAAUACAGGAUAAAAACAAGUAAAUAGCUAAAACAAAACAGCAAAACAAUAACCCCCGCUUCGCUUCCCUACUCUACUCUGAAGGCAAGAUUAACAUAAGCAUACUGAAGUGGAAGCAACAUGAAGACCAUUUCUUUCAGCAAUCUCCCGUUAUGAUGAGAGAUCCCCCACUCACUAUUCUGAACAACUUUUUAAAAAAAUAAAAAAUGCAAGAGUGCACUAUACUAAGAACACACAUACAGUUUUGCAGAAAUAGAUUACUGUACAGGGAUUGCCAAAUCAGAAUUGUAGGGUCAUCUUAAAUUUAUGAGGAAAACCUACUUAGGGAACAAAAGUUAUUGUGAGCAUUUUAAUCUAAAUAUAAUCAUUGCUGCAAUUAUUAAGAAAACUAUAGUAACCAAUGCCUUUUCUCUGGCUUCUGGCCCAUGUAAACUCUCUUUCUCCACCAGCCAUCAAGCCCACUGCCUCCUCUUGCUCCAUGACAGGAAGGUAUCGGAGAAAGUAUCUCCAAGCAGGGCAUUUGGAAGGUGGGGGCAGAGAUGAGGGAAAGCCCCAUUGUGUUACUGAGGGUCCUUGUGCUAUCUUCUGCUAAUUUAGCAGAACCCAGGCCACAUAGCCCAACUUGGUACAGUGGUACCUCGGGUUAAGAACUUAAUUCGUUCUGGAGGUCCAUUCUUAACCUGAAACUGUUCUUAACCUGAGGUACCACUUUAGCUAAUGGAGCCUCCUGCUGCAGCCACGCCGCCACUGCAUGAUUUCUGUUCUCAUUCUGAAGUAAAGUUCUUAACCCGAGGUACUAUUUCUGGGUUAGCAGUCUGUAACCUGAAACGUCUGUAACCUGAGGUACCACUGUAUUCAGUUAUAUGUGCUCAACUCAGUGUAGUGGCCAGUCCAUUAUGUAUUCCUGCAGAGUAGUGAGACUGAUGUCGUGAAAAGAUGCUGAUGGACUGGAGAUGUCCAACUUCAGUUUUUUUCACCCAAUGUCUUUCCCCCACAGACUUCCGGCCUUUCCACAUGGAUUGGGCGACAAAUGUUAUCCCUGAGUAGCCUUCCCUCUUGGGCUGUCAGUCUGUUGGCCUGUGUCCUGGUCUCCAUAGUAACAGAGUUUGUUAGUAACCCAGCAACUAUAACCAUCUUCCUACCUAUUUUAUGCAGCAUGGUGAGUACAGACUUUGGAUCAAUUUAUUAUCAAUCAAUCACCUAGUUACAGAUAUGUCUCAAGGCAACUUGCAGACAUGUCUUUAAAACAGCUAAAAUGGUUUUUAAAACAGUACAAAUACAGCUGAAAAUAAGUUUGAAAACAAUACAAAAUGAAGACCCUAAAACUUGCUGAAACAAACUUAUUAUUGCAAAGUAAUCCUACACGUGCGUACCUAAAAGUAAGCGCUCUCAGGUAAAUGGAUAUAAGAUUGCUGCCUUAGUCUUGGAGUCAGCAACCUCUUAGGACCCAUAAGCUGUUGUGGACACUACAAAAUACCCAUUUCACAGAAGAAAAAUGGAUGGUGCUCAACCGCCCCUCCCAAAUAGAAAGCAAAACACCAAGUCCCCUCACACAAAACAAAUAAAACACAGACCAAAAAAAGUAACGUUCUGCCCCCAACCUAAGGCAACCCCUCCCCCAGGGCAAACAACCAGAACCUGCACCCCCGCCAGCCCAAAUUUUAAAAAUGAAAGGACAAGGGGACUUGGGUGCAGUGGUGCCUACAGGUACCACUUUGGAGGCCUUGAUCUAAUACUCUAUCCACUAAGAGAUGCGGGUGGUGCUGUGGUCUAAACCACUGAACCUCUUGGGCUUGCCGAUCAGAAGGUCGGCAGUUUGAAUCCCCAUGAUGGGGUGAGCCCCCUUUGCUCAGUCCCAGCUCCUGCCAACCUAGCAGGUUGAAAGCAUGCCAGUGCAAGUAGUUAAACAGGUACAGCUGCAGUGGUAAGGUAAACGACAUUUCUGUGCGCUCUGGUUUCCAUUGCGCCAGAAUCGGUUUGCUCAUGCUGGCCACAUGACCCGGAAAGCUGUCUGUGGACAAAUGCCGGCUCCCUUGGCCUGAAAGUGAGAUGCGCACCGCAACCCCGUAGUUGCCUUUGACCGUCCAGGGGUCCUUUACCUUUUACCUUAUUCUAUCUACUACCUGACAUUGGCUCUGAAAAACAAUGGUUUCCUGCGAGGAAUAGGUUUUGGUAGUCUACUACUUUCUUUGACUACAAAUGCUCAUAUCUCCCCUUUCUCUUUCCAGUCGGAAACCCUACAAAUCAACCCUCUGUACACCCUGAUCCCUGUCACCAUGUGCAUCUCUUUUGCGGUGAUGCUGCCAGUGGGCAACCCCCCAAAUGCCAUUGUCUUCAAUUAUGGGCACUGCCAGAUCAAAGAUAUGGUAAGUACCAAGAGUGAUGCAUCCAGAAUGAUCAAUGAGCAAAUUGGUUAGAUAAGGGGCAGUGAUAAUAAUCAGUUAACACUGCAACUGUUUUGUUGUGGUGCUUAAAUGAUGGCUUUCCCCAAAAUUUGAAACUGGAUAGCAUCUAUCAUUUCAAUUGUGAGUUCGGAUUGGAUGUCAACAUUUCUGUGAAUUGCACAAGGAAUGUGCUUGAGGAAUCUUGACUAGGGACCAAGGAAGAGCCUCUUACCGCUGUACAAUAGGGUAAAUAAUUUUACACAAGUGCCAAAGGUUUCUAUGCAUGCACCGCCUCCAUCCUCCAUCUAGAUAUUACCCCAGUUCUGCUACAUGUGUAUGUCGGAACCCACAUGCCCAUGACCCCAACAUGCACUUCUACGAGAGCAAUGAAAACACUAGCAUAGAGACAGGCAUGUGUUGGUUUAAAUGCAUGUAUACCUUUUACCUUGGGUCUGAGGUUUCCUGAAAUAAGGCAAUACUUAGAGUCAGGUUCUCAGCCAGGUGUUGUGCAGAAUGAGUUACCUGGAUAUGGCACAAAGGCAAAACCAAGAGGAGAAUUAUCCUACCCCAUUAUCAGCAGCUUCAUCAAUGAAGUUACUAGCACAAUUUACAAGCAGACUGGAUCAGAUGGAGAAGGGCCAAAGGAAGGUGUGGUUGUGGAUGUGCUUGUGUUAAAAUGUGGAAAACCACCACAGUACAAAAGAGAUUUCUCACCUGCUCUAGGAUGAACUGAAAUCUCACCACCCCUUGCUAACGUUGAGGAUUUUGUCCAGACCAUUUUAGAAAAAUGAUUAAUCUCAUAAUUUCAUUGAAGGCAUGUCUACCUGUACCCCUUGCUACCUUGAGAGGAGAAGUCCUGCCUUAACUGAUGACAAUUAAUGUGGUCUGUUUCCCUUGUUUUUUUCAUUCAUAGAUCAAAGCUGGCUUUGGUGUCAAUCUGAUUGGUCUAGUGGUUGUUACAGUGGCAAUAAAUACUUGGGGAAUUAGACUCUUUCACUUGGAUAAGUUUCCAGACUGGGCAGCAGCCAGCAAUGUCACUGGCCCAUCAUAGUCAGCGUCCACAGAACUUGCUGGCUCACAGCAAGUUGGGAGCAAAAUAUUUGCACAGCUGUUAAGAAAGGAAAACACUUGAGUGUAUAUUUGUUCCAUUAACCUGAACUAAGUAAGAAGUAACUCUGUUGGAGGCUUCCCUAACGAUCACCAUAUCUCUGCCAUCUAGUACUGAAGGGGUUGGGAAAAGCAUGCAUUAUUCUUGUCUUUCAGCAAUACCAUGGAAUUGCUUUGAUCCCUCACUCCCCCGUCUUUUCCACAGAAAACCCAUUUUUGUUCUACAGAACACUCAGACAAUUUGUCUUCUUUACUUGAUAAUAAAUCACAGCGCCCACAGUCCCAACAUCCAAAGUGUGUUUUGAAGACUGUAUCUAUAUGUAUAUAUCUAUAGAACAUUUUUUUAAAAGAAAAAGUUAAAAGUUGUAUGUGGAGUUAUUUAUUUGGUAACAAGGAAGAACCAAUUAGAUCAGCCAAUUGCUCAAGCCCAGAGGGUUAUCUGCACAGCUGCCCUUUGGUCCAGGGAGAAGACCAGGUCCAUGGUAGACCAGGGUUCAAAUCCCACCUCAGCCGUGAAGCUCACUGAGUAAUCUUGGGCCGGUCAUUGUAUCUCAGUCUAACUUAACUUAACAGGGUUCUUGCAAUGAUAAAACGAAGAGGGGAAAGAACCAUAUAGGCCACCUGGAGCUCCUUGGAAGAAAGGCAGGGCAUAAAUAUUAUAAUAAAUUAAACAAAAACAGCCAGAGGGCAUCAGGCUGCAUUAUGCACUCUUGCGAUGGACUCAGUUACCAAACUGCUAGCAUGAAGAAGGAACCCAGUGAUAGAGAAAGCUGGGGAGGCAGAUAUCCAGCCUCUGGCUAAUUAUUUUCCUCAUUCUCCAACUUUGAUGUUCAUCUGCCUUCUGUGGCAGAUGAUGUUUUUUCAAGUAAAACUUGAAAGCUUCAUCAACACCACAUUCACUUGCCAGAGCAAGGAGCGUCCUUCAGAUGCCUGGCACUCUUGCAGAUGAUGCAUCAUUCCUGUUCUAAAUAUAUAUACAUUCCUAGAUCUCUGUUCUCCUUCCACUACACUACACUACGCGGGCAGCCUUGAGGUGGCAAACCAGACUCCCAGAGAGAACAAUUUACACCUGAAUCUCUCCCAAACUAAAUACCAGGCCUCUACAAUAGGCAUAUUAUUUUAAUAACUGAUGUAACCAGAAACUCUUGGAUGUGUACAGAAAUAAAUAGAGCCUUUGUUAACCACAGUAACUGUACUAGGAUCAGUUUUAUUGCGGGGAGGGUUCCCCAUUAAAGGGGAGGGCUCCUCUGAUGCUAAUAAAAAUGUCUAUGCUGUAGAAAUUGCUUGUGAAUAAAAUAAAUUAUUCAAGCUUUGG